Messenger RNA from Nilaparvata lugens (brown planthopper), 675 nucleotides. RefSeq names its product probable cytochrome P450 49a1. Gene Ontology annotation, molecular function: oxidoreductase activity, acting on paired donors, with incorporation or reduction of molecular oxygen; monooxygenase activity; heme binding. Gene Ontology annotation, cellular component: mitochondrion. NCBI's taxonomy places the organism in Eukaryota, Metazoa, Arthropoda, Insecta, Hemiptera, Delphacidae. The record is from RefSeq and is a predicted model, not a curated record.
UGAUAAAUAUCGUCUUUUUUCUCAGGAUAACUCAAAAGUACAUCAACCAAUCAAUGCAAGACAUAGAAGCGAAAGGAGUGGAAUGCACUGCUGACUCUUCUGUGCUUGAGAGAGUGCUAGCUUUCAACGAUAACAAUACUAAAGUUGCUGUUACCCUAGCUCUCGAUAUGUUCCUAGUUGGAAUUGAUACAACAUCAGCAGCAGUAGCCUCAAUUCUAUACCAGCUGAGCCAAAAUCAGGAUAAACAAGAAAUUUUGGUCAAAGAAAUCGACAAAGUUGUUCCCGGAGAUGCAAAACUGACCAGUAAAAUGCAUGAAAUGAAAUAUCUGCGCGCAUGUAUAAAAGAAACACUCAGGAUGUACCCAGUAGUAAUAGGCAAUGGAAGACUGGUCACAAAUGACAUUGUCCUAGGAGGCUACUUGAUACCAAAAGGGGUUCAAGUGGUAUUCCAGCACUACGUGAUCAGCAACAGCGACAAAUAUUUUGCAAACGCAGCAAAAUUCGAGCCGGAAAGAUGGCUGAAGGCACGCAGCGAGGCUCACCACGCGUUCGCGUCACUUCCGUUCGGAUUCGGACGCCGCAUGUGUCUCGGCAGGCGAUUCGCCGACCUUGAACUCGAAACGCUAUUGGUUAAGGUCAGUAAAGGUCACUUUAUCAAGGUCCAUGAAUAGCUAC